Messenger RNA from Hydractinia symbiolongicarpus, 438 nucleotides. RefSeq names its product serine/threonine-protein phosphatase 6 regulatory ankyrin repeat subunit B-like. The record is from RefSeq and is a predicted model, not a curated record. The coding region runs from base 1 to 438 and encodes 145 amino acids. Gene Ontology annotation, cellular component: cytoplasm. NCBI's taxonomy places the organism in Eukaryota, Metazoa, Cnidaria, Hydrozoa, Anthoathecata, Hydractiniidae. Gene Ontology annotation, molecular function: protein binding. The transcript has a single exon.
AUGUUGCAAGCAAUUCUUAUUGAUGAUCCAACUAUCGUUGAAAUGAGAGGUGAUAAUAAAACCACACUGUUGAUACAAGCUGCACUUUACAACAAUCCAUUAAUAGUGAAGUGUUUGAUUGAUGCUGGUGGUGAUGUGUAUGCUGUGAAUGUAUAUGAACAUAAUGCAUAUCACUACGGUGCAUAUUAUGGUCAUCAUGGUGUUUUAAAUGUUUUAAUUAAUCACGAUGUCACAAGCAUUAACAACGUAGACAAUGACAAUGACACACCAUUACAUGAUGCAUCUUAUAAUAGUUAUACUGAAUGUUUGAAAUUGUUGUUGUCUGUACCAAAUAUCGAUGUGGAUAUACGAAACAUUUAUGGUCAAACUGCUUAUGAUGUUGCUUGUAAUGGCACUAUCAAACGUUUAUUACAAGAACAUCGAAUGAAUAAUAACUAA